AUGCUGGCAUAUUCGGGGCAAAAUACUACUACUACUACUACUACUACUACUACUACUACUACUACUACUACUACUACUACUACUACUACUACUACUACUACUACUACUACUACUACUACUACUACUACUACUACUACUACUACUACUACUACUACUACUACUACUACUACUACUACUACUACUACUACUACUACUACUACUACUACUACUACUACUACUACUACUACUACUACUACUACUAAUCAGUUGCACAGAUUAUCCAAUAUCCAGAUUUAUGUUGAGCUGUUUACAUCAUGUAUCAAUUGUAAUCAAUAUUCAAACAAAUUGACAGUUCUCAAUAGUAUGAGCAAUAAAUCAUUGAUUAAAACAUCAAGGCAAAAACUAAAGCCCGGUUAA
Messenger RNA from Schistosoma turkestanicum, 396 nucleotides. NCBI's taxonomy places the organism in Eukaryota, Metazoa, Platyhelminthes, Trematoda, Strigeidida, Schistosomatidae. The record is from the annotation of a GenBank genome assembly.